CGUGUGCUGUAGUAGCAGCAUGGCUUCCUCUGCUAAAAGACGAGCAAUUGGAAGUGGAGAAAACCCUGAAGAAAGUAAUGGCAGCUCGGAUGAAGAAUUAGAGGAGUCUGAAGAGGAGAGUGUAGAUUCAGAAGAGGAAAUAAAUGAGGAAGUGGUGGUGGAUUUUGAGGCACACACAAUAUCUGACAACGAUUUCAACGGGAUUAAGAAACUCCUGCAACAGCUUUUUCUCAAGGCACAUGUUAAUACCUCAGAGCUCACUGAUGUCAUCAUCCAGCAGAACCACAUAGGCAGUGUAAUUAAGCAAGCUGAGCUACCUGAAGACAGUGAUGAUGAGGAUCCAGAUGAAGUGUUUGGGUUCAUCAGCAUUAUAAAUCUGACAGAAAGAAAGGGUUUGGAAAGUGUGGAGCAGAUUAAGGAGCUGGUUUUGGCACAGUGUGAAAAGAUCUGCUCAGCUGCUGUGGUGGAGCAGUUUCAGAAAGUCCUGGAUGACCCAUCUCAGAGUGUCGGUCUGCUGCUUAGUGAACGAUUUAUUAACGUCCCCCCUCAGAUUGCCCUGCCACUCUAUAGACAACUACUGAAGGAGAUGUCUGAGGCACAGAGGACCAAUAAACCCAGUGGGAAAUGUCACUACUGUAUAAUGAUCAGCAAAACCUGUCAGAAAGCCAAGAAGAAGAACACGGCACGAGGGCAAGCUAAGGAAGAACCUACGUUCAUCAAUGCAGAGGAGGAGUUCUUUUAUGAGCAAGCCGUGGUGAAGUUCCAUUUCUCCGUCCAGGAAGAAGCUGAUUCAUGUCACUCAGGACAGUGGUCAUACGAUGAUGUACCUUUGAAACCCUUCCGGACAGUGUCUCUGAUUCCCAUGGACAGAAUGCCAGUUAUUAUGGACAAGCUGAAGGAACAUCUCACAAUUUAAAACACAUUAAUACACACAUUUCUCUACAACACCAGUUUUACCUGUUUAAAUCUGCAUAUAAUACACUCUUCUACACUGAGGAACUGUUGAGCAUAAUUGUCAACACAGAACAGUCUUGCUCAAGUACCUCAGAAUAUUAAAUUAAACACAUGUUUACAGUCUU
Messenger RNA from Trichomycterus rosablanca, 1079 nucleotides. It is a transcript of the gene bccip, whose product is annotated as BRCA2 and CDKN1A interacting protein. NCBI's taxonomy places the organism in Eukaryota, Metazoa, Chordata, Actinopteri, Siluriformes, Trichomycteridae. The record is from RefSeq and is a predicted model, not a curated record. The transcript has 7 exons. Gene Ontology annotation, cellular component: nucleus. The coding region runs from base 20 to 916 and encodes 298 amino acids.